This is a messenger RNA of Leptomonas pyrrhocoris, 2941 nucleotides long. RefSeq lists its product as hypothetical. Gene Ontology annotation, biological process: transmembrane transport. Gene Ontology annotation, molecular function: transmembrane transporter activity. The transcript has a single exon. The coding region runs from base 911 to 2941 and encodes 676 amino acids. Lineage: Eukaryota; Euglenozoa; Kinetoplastea; Trypanosomatida; Trypanosomatidae. The record is from RefSeq and is a predicted model, not a curated record.
GUCGACUAGAGUUUUUCUUUUGGAGAACUCGGCGCGUUCGCCGUUUUCUCUCCCUCUUUAGAUUUCGUUUCACUCAACGGCUAAGUUGUUCUCCAACGACCAUGCCCGCGCUGCAUAGCUUCAAACACGCGAUGCCGAGUGUUUUGUGUCCGAUGCCUAGCUCUACCGUAAGACGAGUGUUUAACCAUCCCUCUUCUGAUUCUCUCUCUGCUUCAACCUCUCUCCACACAAACAACACGUCAAGUUCGUGGUUUGAAGUGCAAAAGGCAUGUAUGUAUGCAUAAUACGACAACAACACAGCAUUAAAUAAUCUACCUUAACAUACAUUAGGCUUCUUUUUCCCUUUAUUGGUCUUCUACACAACAUCGUGAACUGUGACGUGCUCCCUUUUUUUUUUGAGUUUUUCAGAACUCUGUUUUGUUGGUUUGUGUGUCUGUUUUGCAACGCUGCUGAAUUGCAGAGCUGCACAGCUCACGCAAACCGCAUUUUUAUUUUCCCUCUCACUGGAACUACGCAAUUAAACGCGAUCUCUUUUUUUUUCCUCGUCGUCACCACGUAAACGUCACUUUCGCGUUGACCGGCUAAUUGGAAAGUGCAGCAGGAAGGCUUCCGUAAACAUUUAAACUCCUUCUCUUCGGUGACUUCGCUUCAAUACUACCGUUUCCUUUGUUGAUUCUUCUACGGCGAAUUAAUAUUUCCUUCGCGUUGUUGUUUAUUUAUUUUGUCACUUUGUUUUUUCCAGAAGCGCUAAGGGCGUAGAGGUAUAUAUUUUGUGAUUGCCUCUCACCCGUAUGAAAGACGUUGCAUCCUUGAGCAGUUUACCUCGACAGGGCAAGAAGUUUGUUACGUGUUCCGCGUCCUCUUUUUGUUCUCCUCUCUUCUUUUUGUUUUGUUUUGCUGAUCAAGCGCGAUGACAUCAAAAGAUGCUAACGAGGAAAGUGCUUCCCGGCGGGUGGAUGCCGCCGCCUCUAGAGGGAUGGUAUCGCCUGCUUCCGGCGAGUCUGCCGCCCCGCCUCGCGUGACGCCGCUUCCGCGAAAACAGAUGAGUGUGCUGACUGUUGUACUCAUGUCGGAGUCUAUUUGCGGUACAAUGCUGUUGCCUUUUGUGCCCCGUUUUAUCGCCUACUUAAAGCACAUCAUGGUGGAGGAAGCUGGCUACUACACCGGCAUCCUUGUCGGUCUCUUCAUGCUGGGCCAAGUGGUGAGCAGCAAGCUGUGGGGCUACCUGAGCGACACCUACGGUCGCAAGCUGCCACUCACCACCGGCCUGCUGGCAAGUGGCGUUGCGAUGCUGCUCUUUGGUUACUCCAGAAGUUUCAUUGCGUGCUGCGUGCUGCGGUUUCUGCACGGUUUCUUCAACGGUAACACCCUCGUCGCCAAGACGAUGAUUUCAGACAUCACAGACCGCACCAACGAAGCGCAGGGCUUUGCCUUGGUGAGUAUCACGUGGGCUGUCGGCACGCUCUUUGGCCCUUUCAUCGGCGGCUUCCUCUACAACCCAUCAGCCAAGCCGUACCUGCAGUGGCUCGCUGGUGGCUCCCUGCGGUCCUUUUUUGAGAACUACCCCGCCUUCCUGCCGAGCCUCGCCAUUUUCUUUUACACGAUGGUUGCCUUGACGUUUUGCGUGUUUUUGCUGAAGGAGACGAACGUGCAUCGGAAGCACUUCAAGGACACAAAGCUGGGUCGCUGGGUGAGGGAAUUGCAGGCACGCCGCGAGGGAGCAACCGCAGCGUCAGAUGUGGUGCUCGUCGCAGAGGCGGACGCCGAGUUGGUGGACGGUGGGUCAAAGCGUGUUGCGGCGCUCAACGCAGGAGACAAGCAAAACGGCGCAGACGCCGCCUUCGGCGAGGUGCGGGAAACGUGCGCUGGCGCCGGCGCGGCGGUUGCCGCUCCUGCUCCUGCACAGCCGACCCUCCGGCGAAAGUUGACCUACGCGCAAGCCAUGAGCAUUGGUGCACUGCGGAACAUCACGAUCUUCUACAUGUUACUUGCCGCGUCGGACAUGACGUAUGGUGAAAUUCUGCCGCUGUGGGGUAACGCGGAGAGCGGUGUGGGUGGGAUGGGUCUCACGGAGAACGCAGUGGCACUGCUGAUGCUCACCUACAGCAUUCCGUCUAUCAUUGCGAACCUCUACUUCCACCACGUCUGUCGCUUUUUCAGCAAUGAGUACAUCGUCUUUUGGCGCUACUCCCUCUCUAUGUACACCGUCGCCACGCUCAUCAUUCCUGCUGGGUCGAAGAUGGGUAAUGGGGGCUACUACUACGUCAUGCUUCUUGGCAUGGCCCGUCAGGUGGGACUCUUGUGGUGCUACAGUCUCAUUCACAUGCUGACCGCAAAGGCUGCUCCACUCGGCUGCGUUGGGUCGGUAUAUGGCAUCAGCCAGUCCUGUGCCGCGGCCACCCGCUGCGUUGUCCCCUUCAUCGUCGCCCCACUCUUUGCGUGGUCGCUACGUAAAGGUCACAUCUUCCCCUUCAACUACUACCUCGUCUUUUUGGUGGCCGCCGUUCCGGCGGCAGCGUCGGUGCUGAUGAGCUUCUACGUACUGAUCACUCGCACCGAGGAGUGUGAGCUGGACUUCGCGGCACAGCCGGCUCUUGAGAACGACGCAGAUAACGCCGACUCGCCGCACCGCCGCACCGCCUUCGCGGACGGUGACGAUGACGGGGAAAGCGAAGACAGGGACGGCCGUGAGAGCGUGUACAUGUCGCUGGCGAGUUCUUUCUGCACAAAUCCAUUGCACGACACCUACGUGAAUCUGCCAGCGUUGGAGCGGACGAAUGCAGAGGCGGUGCAGGAGAUACGGAGGCACCGUCACCGCAUCUCUGGCGAGGGCAGCGCCACUGCCGCGGCGGUGCACCGCUCUGGCGCGCUGGACGCAGAGGACGGGCGGCACACCGUCGACACGGACGAGCGCUAUUUGCCAUCCUUCUCUCGUUCCUAA